Phlebotomus papatasi is the source of this 2081-nucleotide messenger RNA. RefSeq names its product retinal homeobox protein Rx3-like. Gene Ontology annotation, molecular function: sequence-specific double-stranded DNA binding; DNA-binding transcription factor activity, RNA polymerase II-specific. Gene Ontology annotation, biological process: regulation of transcription by RNA polymerase II. NCBI's taxonomy places the organism in Eukaryota, Metazoa, Arthropoda, Insecta, Diptera, Psychodidae. The record is from RefSeq and is a predicted model, not a curated record. Bases 745 to 2019 code for a protein of 424 amino acids. The transcript is spliced from 6 exons. Gene Ontology annotation, cellular component: nucleus.
GGCUUGUAAAUUUUCAUCUCGAAUCAUGAUGAAUUUUUCAUGUGCCAGACACUAGGACGACGAGCUUAUUGAUCUUUCAGCUUGAUGCUGAGGAUAAAUAUCUCAGCAAUAAUGAUUAUGAUUCAUUAAAAAAAAAGUUCCAACAUUGUGGGUGAUAUUUGUGCAACUGUGUGUAUUAAGUGCAAAUGAUACCCGAAAGUGACUCCUAAAGUGUUAUUUGAGACUAAAAAUAGCUCAAGAAUCGGACAGUAUUCCCCCAUUCGGGAGAUAUCCAAUGCUCCACCCAUCGGAAUGGUGGCUGAGAACCAAUGAGACGCUUCUGGGAGAAUGCCAUGCGCUGUUCCGGGAAAGUCGGGGUGAUUUUCCACGGGACAGGGAUGAACUGGUGGAAUUUGCUAGCAGAGAUGGCUGUGUGUGAUGUAGGGGAUGCUAGCAGGGAUGAAUCCAUCCCUGAAGUGGGAUUCUAUGGAGAAGGGUACAAUUUUGGCGAUUAUGUGUGAUUGUAGCGAUUGGACUAUGCCAUAAAGUUCAUUCUCAUCAUCACAAGUCCUUUGCUCUCUCACCUCUCUGGGUGCUCUUUGGUCCUAAUGACGGUCUGAUUGCCCACUAAAGUGUCUCGACGAUCCGACGGGAUGUGAACGGUGAUUGUGAUUCCCCAACAAUUAAUUGAAUUUUCACUUCCGCCAAAACCAGACUCUUUUGGAUAUUCUUUCCUCUCCUUGUAAGUCCUUGUAUAGCGUAAAAAUGGAACAACUGGCGGAUUUUGUGACCAAGUCCUUUGAGUACAAUAACAAUGGUGUUCUGGACAUUCAGACCACUAUGAAAGUGGUCAGUGAAACACGUCCCAGUGACAAUGAAGCCAAUGGUUUCAGUGCUGAAAGUGCGUCGGAUGAAGAAACUGUUGAUGUUGAUGUGAUUGAUUCGCAAUCAGACACAGAAGACAGUAAAUUCAUCCCACAAUCGCCAGCCAAAGUGCUCCAGAAGAAAACAAUAAUGGAUAUCUCCAAUAGUGUCUGUUCAGUUGAUGACAAGGAUAUCCCUGUGUCGUUGAUUAAAAAGAACAAGAUGAGUAGUUUUCUUACAACGAAAAAUUGGUUGAUUUCCGACACAGAAGUCUCCAAGACUCUCCCAAAUCUUCAAGAACCGAAGAAGCAGGAGAGUGACAUGGACACGGAUGGAGUGCUCAAUCUCAAGUGUUCCCUCGAGAAUGGACAGAACAAACCACCAACGGACGUUUGUGUGAAAUCAGGAGGAGAUUUGAGUGCCAAAAAUUCAGGAAAAUUGAAAAACUUCCAGAACGUUAAACCAGACAAACAAGAGACUUCAGCCGGAGAUCGUGACACAAAUAGAUAUGGUAGUUCAUCUCCCACACCUCCAGCCAGCGGUGGCUCAACGAACGUGGCCUCAAGUUCUGGAAGUAGCAACAAACAGCGUCGCUCGCGAACGAAUUUCACGCUGGAACAGCUCAAUGAACUGGAGCGUCUCUUCGAAGAGACGCACUAUCCGGACGCCUUCAUGCGCGAAGAAUUGAGUCAGCGUCUGGGACUCAGUGAGGCUCGUGUUCAGGUGUGGUUUCAAAACCGUCGUGCUAAAUGCCGAAAACAUGAAAAUCAAAUGCAUAAAGGAAUUCUGCUAGCGAGCCAGAGUCCGCCGGUUUCAACACCCCUUGAGCCCUGUCGAGUAGCUCCAUAUGUAAAUCUUCCAGCUCUCAGGUGCUCCUCGGGUUCUUCAGCUUCCCAAGCCUCCAACACUGUUCAUUUCACGACUUCAGCUGCCUUCUCCGCCUUCGAUCCAGCUCUCAUGACAGCUGCUCACCAAUAUGCGGCAGCGAUGACGGGAGCUGUGGUGAUAGGAUCAAGUUCAGGCCUGACCAGUAGCACUGAGCUCUUCCGAUUGUCCUCGUCGUAUCCCCUGAGUAUCGCCGCCAUCGCGGCUGCUCACAGCAAGAACUCCAGCAUAGCUGAUCUCCGACUAAAGGCCAAGAAGCACGCCGAGGCGUUAGGCAUCGAGAAUGCCUGAGGAAUCAGAAAAUUUGGGGAAUUAUUCAAGAGUGGAAAUAUACUAUUAGAACUGUGAUUUUU